CUACCCCCUCCACCCGCCGGUUGCCAGGCCUGGUAACGGGGUCAGGAGCUGCCCGUGGUGCUGGUGGCCUGCACGGGACUGCCCUGGCACUGGGCUCUGCGGAGGGAGAGGUCAAAGCCUGGGACCCCAGGUGGCCGACCGCUCCCCUCAGGCGGGGCGGGGCUCCGCGGGGGCGUGGCCAAGCCAGCCCUUAUAGGACGCGGCCCGGGAGGCCGCUGCCACUCCAGCGAGACCAUGAGGCUCCUGCUGUGGCAGCUGCCGGCCCUGCUGCUGGCGCUUGCGGCGCGGGGGACGGCGGCGGGCGCGCCCACCUACCCGAGGCGGGACGCGGAGACGGGGGAGUGGCUGGCGUGCGACAAGUGCCCCCCGGGCACCUUCGUGCAGCGACCUUGCGGCCGGGACAACCCCACGACGUGCGGCGCGUGCCCGCCGCGCCACUACACGCAGUUCUGGAACUACCUGGAGCGCUGCCGAUACUGCAACGUCAUCUGCGGGGAGCGCGAGGAGGAGGCGCGGCCGUGCGGGGCCACCCACAACCGCGCCUGCCGCUGUCGCCCCGGCUUCUUCGCGCACGCCGGCUUCUGCCUGGAGCACGAGCCCUGCCCGCCCGGCGCAGGCGUGGUCGCCCCCGGCACCCCCAGCCAGAACACGCAGUGCCAACCGUGCUCCCCGGGCACCUUCUCCGCCAGCAGCUCGAGCUCGGAGCGGUGCCAGCCCCACCGCAACUGCACGGCCCUGGGCCUGGCCGUCAACGUGCCGGGCUCCCCGUUCCACGAUGCCCUGUGCACCAAAUGCACGGGCUUCCCGCUCGGCUCGCUGGAGCCGGGGGCACCGGGGACCGAGGAGUGCCAGCGCGCCGUGGUCGACUUCGUAGCUUUCCAGGACAUCUCUCCCAGGAGGUUCCAGCGGCUGCAGCAGGCGCUUGCGGGCCCCGGGGCGCGGAGUCCGCCGCCGUCGCAAAGGGAGGAUCGCGCGGCGCUGCGGCGGAGGCUGUGGCUGCUGCUCACGGAGCUCCGAGAGGCGCGGCCCGGGACGCUGGGGGCGCGGCUGCUGCGGGCGCUGCGCGCGGCCAGGCUGUCCGGGCUGGAGCGCAGCGUCCGCGAGCGUUUCCUCCGCACGCGCUGAGCACUCUCCCCGUUAUUUAUUCGCUCCCGGCCCGAGCCCCACGCAUGGGCGGCCCGCAAGUCGCACCUAAGGAAGCUUUGGACCCGGCUUCUGUGGCGUUAUAAAUUUAUUUUUCAUAAAGCCGAUUGGCAAACGA
This is a messenger RNA of Delphinapterus leucas (beluga whale), 1261 nucleotides long. RefSeq names its product TNF receptor superfamily member 6b (gene TNFRSF6B). The record is from RefSeq and is a predicted model, not a curated record. Lineage: Eukaryota; Metazoa; Chordata; Mammalia; Artiodactyla; Monodontidae. Gene Ontology annotation, molecular function: protein binding.